AUGGGACAACAUCGCGAUGCUCUCCAAGUCGCUUUCGAAGACCCCACCACGAGCGAUGAAGAGAACUUUAUGUUCGAGCCCCCGGGCAUGUCCGCACAACAGCCAGAACCGGACUCAGACCCGCGCGAAUUCACAUGGCGUGGUAUUUUAGCCCACCUCGGUCCUGCUUUCCUCGUUUCCAUCGGCUACCUCGAUCCAGGAAAUUGGGCUACAGAUAUUGAAGGUGGCAGUAGAUUUGGUUACAAGCUGCUCUGGGUACUCAUCGUAGCUAAUUUCAUGGCUCUUCUGCUUCAGGUCCUAGCGGCCCGAAUGGGCAUUGUCACGCGAUGCCACCUCGCAGAACUCUGUCGAGAUGAGUACCCACGCCCCGCAAAUCUGGCUCUGUGGGUCAUGGCCGAGUUCGCUAUAAUCGCCACCGAUCUAACUGAAGUCCUGGGCACCGCCAUCGGCAUCAAUCUGCUCUUCAACAUUCCCCUUAUGGUCGGCGUCGUUUUGACGGCUCUUGACACUUUCUUACUGCUAACAGCCCAGAGCCAGGGGAUGCGUCGCGUGGAGCAGGUCAUUUUCGUCUUUCUCGGCAUAAUCUCCGUCUGCUUCAUCAUCGAGCUCUUCAUGUCCAAGCCCGACAUCGGCAAAAUCGCAACCGGCGUUUUUGUCCCACGAAUCGACUCUCAAAGCCUCUACGUCGCGACAGCCAUCGUAGGUGCUACCGUCAUGCCGCACAACUUUUAUCUUCACUCGGCCCUCGUCAUCGAACGAGUCCCCGAUCGCAGACCAGGCACCCUCCGCGCGGAAUGUAAAUACAAUCUCGUCGACACCGCCAUAGCACUCAACGCUGCUCUGUUCAUCAACUGUGCCAUUCUUAUCAUCGCCGCGGCAAAUUUCUGGGAGAGUGGUGUCGAGGUCACCACUUUAUCGAAGGCUUAUCACCUUUUGGAAAACACGGGAGUCAAGAUUGGAAACCUCGAUCUUGCCCCAGUGUUGUUCGGCAUCGCCCUGGUCGCAUCAGGGCAGAGCUCCACACUCUGUGGCACGCUCGCGGGCCAGUAUGUGAUGGAGGGGUUUCUCGACUUGAGGGCACCACCAAUUAUAAGGCGACUGAUCACGCGACUGGUCGCAAUCGUUCCCGCGCUGCUUGUUAUCUCAGCGAUGGGGGACACUGGGACGUAUCAACUUUUAAUCAUGUGUCAAGUGGUGCUUUCUUUGCAGCUUCCGUUUGCGAUUGUACCCAUGAUUCGUUUCACGAACUCCAAGCGACGAAUGCAAGAUUUCCGCAAUACACCUCUUGUUUCAACACUUGCGUGGACAGCAGCGGGAAUUGCGGUUUGUCUCAACAUUGCGUAUGUUCUGCAUCUUCUAUGGCAGGGCAUACAAUCGGGGGUGGCGAGUAUCCGAGUAGUGUCACUUGCAUGUGGGCUUCCUCUGUUUCUUUCCUUGUCGGCGUUUCUUGCGUGGAUCGCCCUGCGUACGGAGACGGGAGGGGCUGGAGCGGUUUACCGUUUGGAAGACGACGACGACUUCGGUUCUGCUCUGGAUUAUGAACUAGACUCUCUCGGCUCCCCGAUCGGCAGCGCGCCAGGCCAACCCUCUCCAAUGGUGGAGCCCCUAUCUUUUGGGGAAGAACAUGGCGAAAACCUUGAGGACAUAUUGAUGUUGGAUAGACAGGCACUGGCAUUGUCUCAAAGAAGAACUAAAACUGGGACUUGACGAACAGGCAGAAAAUUGAAUGUUGCAUAAAGUAGAGUGAGUGACGUUUGGAAGGCGAUUCAU
Molecule: messenger RNA, 1770 nt
Organism: Chondrus crispus (carragheen)
Lineage: Eukaryota; Rhodophyta; Florideophyceae; Gigartinales; Gigartinaceae
Product: manganese transport protein
Exons: 2
Coding region: 1-1707 (568 amino acids)
Biological process (GO): metal ion transport
Cellular component (GO): membrane
Molecular function (GO): manganese ion transmembrane transporter activity; cadmium ion transmembrane transporter activity
Source: RefSeq, a predicted model, not a curated record